This is a messenger RNA of Mizuhopecten yessoensis (Yesso scallop), 903 nucleotides long. Its product is annotated as G-protein coupled receptor 157-like. Lineage: Eukaryota; Metazoa; Mollusca; Bivalvia; Pectinida; Pectinidae. Bases 1 to 903 code for a protein of 300 amino acids. Gene Ontology annotation, molecular function: G protein-coupled receptor activity; cAMP binding. Gene Ontology annotation, biological process: cell surface receptor signaling pathway; adenylate cyclase-activating G protein-coupled receptor signaling pathway. Gene Ontology annotation, cellular component: plasma membrane. The transcript is spliced from 4 exons. The record is from RefSeq and is a predicted model, not a curated record.
AUGACGUACUGUCAAUUUCAAAGCGCUCUCACCAUAUUCUCCAGUAUUGGCGCCUUCUGCUGGACAAUGGUCAUGUCGAUCUGUCUCUUCAUGAGCAUAGUAUGUAUCAACCUCACAUUCACCGCCAAAUACAUGAAGGUGUUUCACCUCGUCUGCUGGGGAUUACCAAGCAUAGUGACCAUAGCAGCAUGGUCCAGUGACGUCCUCGGCUAUGACCACAACAUCACUCAGGCCAGCUGGUGCUGGAUUGACCCACUGGUGCCGCACGCCAUGGUAUGGCAGCUGUUUACCGGCAAGGUGUGGGAAUUCUCCUGUUCCGCCCUCACCACUGGACUUUCGUUCGCCGUGUUUGUUUACAUCCGGCGGAAGGCUAACACAAGUCUUGCAUCAAAGUCCAACCGGAAGUCUAAGAAAGCUGCAAUAGAAUCAGCAAACCGGAAGUUGAUGUUUGUACCGCUGGUGUUCAUUCUCUGUCGUAUUUGGGGAACACUACGUUUCUUCAUUGGGAAUUUUGCACCUGGGUAUGAAAAUAAACCAGAAGUGUCGUGGAUUGUCCCAAUGCAGGGUAUAGGAGACAGUGCCCAGGGUUUCGUUAAUUUUGUAGUGUACUGCUGUAUGACUGACGGAGUUCGGCGGAGGAUUUUUAGAUCGUGUACGUGUUGUAAGCAGAGGGGCGGAGAGAGUUCCGGAUCCCCACCCACUAUAUCGCUGGCCACGUCACAUAAAAUUACACAUCUGCAGGCUCCGACCUAUAACCAACACGCGAAAUCUGAAAAGAUUGCACCAUACGUCUUUAUGCGGUCAGCUGUUGACAUCACGGCACACACAACAGUGAUGGAGACGGCCAUCCAUGAUGCGCAAGUAAUGCCACUCGGCACACACGUCGUGGACGACCACCAAUAG